AUGACAAACUCUGAUUUGCCUCCUUCUCUAGCAAAUCCAUCUGUGGAUUCUGGUUCUUCCACCACUACUGAGUCCAUUCAGCCCACUGUCACUAAUGAAUCUUCUUAUCCCUUUUACCUUCACCCAUCAGACUCACCAGGGAUGAUCCUUGUUAACUCAAUCUUCAAUGGUAAGAGUUAUGGAGGUUGGCGUAGGGUUGUCUUCAUAGCUCUCUCAGCCAAGAACAAACUUGGAUUCAUAGAUGGAUCUAUCACUGAGCCAACAGCUUGUUCUCCUUCUUUUAAGGCUUGGAAUAGGUGUAAUGACAUGAGCGUUCUCUAUUCAAAAACUGCCAAAGAAAUACGGAAGGAGAUGGAGGACAGGUUUGGGAAGAGCAAUGGAGCUCUCCUUUAUCAACUGCAAAAGGAACUUAGUGACUUAGUUCAAGGAAAUUCUAAUGUUGCUGGAUACUACACUAAGUUCAAAAGAAUCUGGGAUGAAUCGGAUAGUUUUGAUACCUGUGUCCAUUGCAGUUGUGAAUGCUCUUGUGGAGGAAAGAACAGAUCUCUCAAAUCUCAACAAGAUGGUAGGCUCAUUCAGUUUCUCAUGAGACUAAAUGAGGCAUACUUUGGGGUAAAGAGCAACAUUCUGAUGGGAUCUCCACUUCCAAGUAUCAAUCAUGCUUAUUCUCUGUUAAUCCAAGAGGAGAAACAGAAGGAAAUUCAUGCUGCUCAACAUCCAGUUGACUCUGCUUUCAUGGAUGCAAAACAGUAG
Nicotiana tabacum (common tobacco) is the source of this 753-nucleotide messenger RNA. NCBI's taxonomy places the organism in Eukaryota, Viridiplantae, Streptophyta, Magnoliopsida, Solanales, Solanaceae. The record is from RefSeq and is a predicted model, not a curated record.